AAAAAUCAAUAAAAUCGGAAAAGAAGCAAACGAAGGUCAGCUGCGUCAGGUGCACCAGAGAUUUGAUAAGAUUUUAUCAGAAUUGGGAGUUACAUUAUGAAUACAAGCAGUGAUGAUGCGAGUUCAACAAGCGAAUCUGUAUCAGACAAUGAUAGUGAUAAUGUUCCUGUUAUUAAGAAGUCAAAAGCCUCUACUUCAGCAGGGCUAUUGUCCGAACACAAUAAAGACAAUAACGAAGAAGAGUCUAUUAACUCAAUGCAUAGGAAUCAUCCGCCCUCUGUUACAUUAGAAGAUAUGAUAACAGAUAUAUGUUUCCACCCUAAAUUGGAUACUAUAGGGAUAGCUAGUAUCACAGGAGAUGUUUUCAUGUAUAAAUAUAACAAUGAAGAAACUAAUCUCGUAUCGACUAUGGAAUUACAUCUUAAAGCUUGUCGAGAUAUUGAGUUUAGUGAGGAUGGGCAGAAAUUAUUCUCGACUGGAAAAGAUCUCUGUAUAGCGAUAACCGAUGUAGAAACGGAAAAACUAGUCAGAUUGUACGAAAAAGUUCACGAGCAACCUAUAUAUACAAUGACGAUUAUCAACGAGCAUGUGUUUGUAACAGGCGACGAUGAUGGUGUAGUAAAACUCUGGGAUCUCAGACAAAAGGGAAGCGAGCCGAUAUUUUCUAUAAAGGAGGUAGAAGAUUAUAUUAGUGCAAUGAUAACUAAUACAGAUGCCAAGUAUUUAGCUUGUACUAGUGGUGACUGUUUAACGACUAUAAACAUACCUGAAAGAAAACUGCAUCUACAGUCCGAGGACCACGGCGAUGAGCUGACCUGUCUUGGCUUAUUUAAAAUGGAAAGUAAAUUAUUAACGGCUAGUAAUAAAGGGAAAAUGUAUGUAUACAAUUGGGGAGAAUUUGGACUACAUUCGGAUGAAUUCCCAAAUGCCACAAAGAAGGCAAUUAAUUGUAUGAUUCCUGUUACGGAAAAUGUGGUAAUAACUGGUGGAGAAGAUGGAAUAAUCAGGGCAAUCAGUUUAUUUCCUUAUCGCCAUCUUGGUAUAGUUGGGCAACAUAACUUUUCCGUCGAGACACUCGACAUCAAUAAUGACGGGACGUUAAUAGCAUCCUCUUCGCAUGAUAAUGAUAUCAACUUCUGGAAUGUACAAUAUUUCGAAAGUUUAAACGUCACUGAACCUCAAAAGGGUGGAAAGCGGAAAUGGCUCGAACACAAUCUUCCUAGUAGUAAAAUUCAUAAUCGAUCCGAUUUCUUUGCAGAAUUGUAA
Messenger RNA from Cyphomyrmex costatus, 1266 nucleotides. Its product is annotated as WD repeat-containing protein 55 homolog. The record is from RefSeq and is a predicted model, not a curated record. The coding region runs from base 97 to 1266 and encodes 389 amino acids. Gene Ontology annotation, molecular function: protein binding. Lineage: Eukaryota; Metazoa; Arthropoda; Insecta; Hymenoptera; Formicidae. The transcript has 8 exons.